AUGUCACUUGAGUUGGAGUAUCCUGUUACUUUGCCAGAUGGACAAACGUUCAAACAACCAUCAGGAUUAUUUAUUAAUAAUGAAUAUAUAAAAUCCGUUGCUGGUAAAACUUUGGAUUCAAUUAAUCCCUCUACCGGAGAAAUCAAUGGAUCAGUUUAUGCUGCUGAAAAAGAGGAUGUCGAUAUUGCAGUUGCCGCCGCUAAAAAGGCAUUGCCUAUUUGGAAGAAGAAGUUUACUGGUGAGGAUAGAGGUAUAUUAUUGAACAAAAUAGCCGAUGCGUUUGUCAAAAAUAGAGAGCUUUUAGGUGCCAUUGAAGCUUGGGACUCGGGUAAGAACAAAGAAACAAACGCUGUAUUUGAUAUUGAUAUUUGUGUUCAAACAUUUAGAUAUUAUGCAGGUUGGGCUGAUAAGAUUUGUGGUAAACUUAUACAAAAUGAUCCAUUGAAAUUGGCAUACACCAUUCAUGAACCAUUGGGUGUUGUAGGACAAAUUAUUCCUUGGAACUAUCCCUUGGCUAUGGCUGCAUGGAAAUUAGCACCUGCGUUAGCUGCAGGUAACACUGUUGUUUUAAAGACUUCAGAAAUCACUCCAUUGUCAUUGUUGUAUUUUGCACAAACUUUUAAAGAUGUAGGUUUCCCUGCUGGUGUUGUCAAUAUACUUUCCGGAUAUGGUGCAACUGCUGGUAGUGCUAUGUGUGUUCAUCCAGAUAUUGCCAAGAUUGCAUUUACUGGAUCCACCGCCACUGGUAAAUUGAUAUCCAAGAUGGCUUCCGAUACAAUGAAAUUGGUUACAUUGGAAUGUGGAGGUAAAUCACCAUUGAUUAUUAGAGAAGAUGCAGAUUUAGAGCAGGCUGUCAAGUGGGCAGCUGUGGGUAUCAUGUCCAAUCAGGGACAAAUUUGUACUUCAACCUCAAGAAUCUAUGUACAUGAAAAAAUUUACGAAACUUUUUUGACCCAGUUUGCGCAACAUGUUGAACAAGAGUAUAAACAAGGUACAAUGUUUGAUCAAGGGUGUGUUGUUGGACCUCAGGUUUCUAAACAACAACGCGAUAAAGUUUUCAACUAUAUUGAAAUUGGUAAAGCUGAAGGCGCACGAGUUGUUCUUGGUGGAGAAAAGAAUGAACAAGGUGAAUUUGCUAAAGGAUACUACAUCAAGCCAACUAUAUUUGCCGAUGUUCAGCCAAAUAUGAGAAUAGUUAAAGAAGAGAUUUUCGGGCCAGUUGUAUCAGUUGGCAAAUUCUCUAGUGACGACGAAGCAAUUACAUUGGCCAAUGAUACAUCCUAUGGUUUAGGAUCGGCAAUUUUCACCAAGGAUUUAGAAAAAGCUCAUAAAAUGGCUGGUGAAAUUGAAGCUGGUAUGGUUUGGAUUAACUCUUCAAAUGACUCUGAUGCUCGUAUACCUUUUGGUGGUGUUAAAAUGUCUGGUGUUGGUAGAGAAUUGGGUGAAUAUGGAUUGAAUAUGUAUACUCAAGCAAAAGCCGUCCAUGUUAAUUUAGGUCUUAAAUUAUAA
Molecule: messenger RNA, 1509 nt
Organism: Lodderomyces oxycetoniae
Lineage: Eukaryota; Fungi; Ascomycota; Pichiomycetes; Serinales; Debaryomycetaceae
Exons: 1
Coding region: 1-1509 (502 amino acids)
Biological process (GO): polyamine catabolic process
Molecular function (GO): aldehyde dehydrogenase (NAD+) activity
Source: RefSeq, a predicted model, not a curated record